Messenger RNA from Poecilia latipinna (sailfin molly), 1754 nucleotides. RefSeq names its product zinc finger protein 235-like. Gene Ontology annotation, cellular component: nucleus. The transcript is spliced from 2 exons. Bases 6 to 950 code for a protein of 314 amino acids. Gene Ontology annotation, biological process: positive regulation of transcription by RNA polymerase II. The record is from RefSeq and is a predicted model, not a curated record. NCBI's taxonomy places the organism in Eukaryota, Metazoa, Chordata, Actinopteri, Cyprinodontiformes, Poeciliidae.
UACACAUGAGAAUCCACACAGGAGAGAAGCCUUUCAGUUGUGAUCUUUGUGCAUACAAGUGUAGCGUAAAAUCAAGUUUAAAAGUACACAUGAGAAUCCACACAGGAGAGAAGCCUUUCAGUUGUGAUCUUUGUGAAUACAGAUGUAGCUUAAAAUCAAGUUUAAACAAACACAUGAGAAUCCACACAGAAGAGAAACCUUUCAGUUGUGGUCUUUGUGGAUACAAAUUUAGCCAAAAAUCAAGUUUAAAUGUACACAUGAGAAUCCACACAGGAGAGAAACCUUUCAGUUGUGAUCUUUGUGGACACAGAUGUAGCGAAAAAUCAAGUUUAAAUGUACACAUGAGAAUCCACACAGGAGACAAACCUUUCAGUUGUGAUCUUUGUGCAUACAAGUGUAGCGUAAAAUCAAGUUUAAAAGUACACAUGAGAAUCCACACAGGAGAGAAGCCUUUCAGUUGUGAUCUUUGUGGAUACAAGUGUAGCGUAAAAUCAAAUUUAAAAGUACACAUGAGAAUCCACACAGGAGAGAAGCCUUUCAGUUGUGAUCUUUGUGGAUACAGAUGUAGCGUAAAAGAAAGUUUAAAUGUACACAUGAGAAUCCACAUGGAGGAUAAACCUUUCAGUUGUAAUGUUUGUGGAUACAGAUGCAGAGAUCAAUCAAGUUUAAACAAACACAUGAGAAUCCACACAGAAGAGAAACCUUUCAGUUGUGAUCUUUGUGGAUACAAGUGUAGCGUAAAAUCAAAUUUAAAAGUACACAUGAGAAUCCACACAGGAGAGAAGCCUUUCAGUUGUGAUCUUUGUGAAUACAGAUGUAGCUUAAAAUCAAGUUUAAACAAACACAUGAGAAUCCACACAGAAGAGAAACCUUUCAGUUGUGAUCUUUGUGAAUACAGAUGUAGCUUAAAAUCAAGUUUAAACAAACACAUGAGAAUCCACACACGAUAAACAUUUCAGUUGUGAUCUUUGUGGUCAUGGAUGUAUCCAGAAGCCAAUUUUAAACACACACAUGAGAAUCCACUAAAGAUGGACAUUCUAGUUGUGAUAUUUUAGGGACAGGAAAUGAGGACAAAUUCUAGUAUAAAUGGAAGUGUGAGGAUUUGAGUUUCUCUGUGUGUUUAUUUUAGGUUCUGUUCCUAGCGAGUCUGCUGUCCUGACUUCCCUUUUAUUGUUCCCAGGCGUAUUUCGUUCCUGAUUACACUCAGUGUAUUUAAAGUCACCUGUGUUCUUUCCUUGUCGGGUCCUGGUCAUAUUUCUCAUUGAGUGUAAAGUUAUCGUGUAGUCUGGCUGUAGUUUUUGUCUAUUGGUGUUUCCUGUUGUUACCAGUUGUCAAGUCUUAGCCUUCCACUUUCUCUCUCUGCUGUCAGGAUUUUGCACUUUGCAUUUUUUCUGGUGGAUUAUUACCAUUAAAAUCACCUUUUCUUCACUUCUACCAUGGUCUCAACGUCUGCCUCACCACUUCCAAAACACAAUUCAUGACAGGAAGACUCUAAGGAAAAACAGUUAUUCAGCUGUGAGUGUUGAAAUCUAUGAAACACUUAUGACAAUGGAAACUGAUUUAAAAUGGUAUUGCUGUAAAGCUUAUUGUGGAGAAUUUCUGUGCUUUUAAGGAUAACUUUUGUGUUUAGGUAUGUUUCUCUUCCACUAAAGUUUUGAUUUGAUUUUAUAGAAUACACUAGACAUUUUCUCUUGUAUUGCUGGAAAUGUGAUUUCUCACUGAGUUAAUACUAAUAAAUCAGAUUUCUAUAAGCA